Molecule: messenger RNA, 1189 nt
Organism: Siniperca chuatsi (mandarin fish)
Lineage: Eukaryota; Metazoa; Chordata; Actinopteri; Centrarchiformes; Sinipercidae
Gene: tnni1a
Product: troponin I type 1a (skeletal, slow)
Exons: 8
Coding region: 139-705 (188 amino acids)
Biological process (GO): muscle contraction
Cellular component (GO): troponin complex
Source: RefSeq, a predicted model, not a curated record
CAAAAUAGAAAGAGAGAGCGAGACAAUGGGAGGUGCAGUUAAAUAGAGGGACACCAAAGUCGAUCUGUCCAUCCUGCUUCUGCUGUUGUCACAUCUCUUUCUCUGCUUCUUCUGACACUGUGAGAACUGAUCGGCAGGAUGCCUGAGCAUGUGCAAGAGAGGAAACCAAAGAUCUCAGCUUCAAGGAAGCUGAUGCUCAAGAGUCUGAUGGUGGCAAAGGCCAAGGAGGAAUUGGAACAGGAGGUCCUGGUUAAAGAGGAGGAGAAACAGAAGUAUCUGGCAGAGAGAGCUCCUCCUCUAAACACCAGCAGCCUGAGCCUCGCGCAGCUACAGGACCUAUGCCGAGAGCUCCAUGUCAAGAUAGAUGUGGUGGAUGAGGAGCGAUAUGACAUUGAAGCCAAAGUCAUGCUCAACACACGUGAGAUUAAAGACCUGAAUAUUAAGGUUUUGGACCUCAGGGGGAAAUUCAAGAGGCCUAAUCUUCGACGUGUUCGUGUGUCUGCUGACGCCAUCCUUCGCUCACUGCUGGGCUCCAAGCACAAAGUCUCCAUGGACCUCCGGGCCAACCUCAAGUCUGUCAAGAAAGAGGACACUGAGAAGAAGAGGCCAGUAGAGGACAGUGACUGGAGGAAGAAUGUGGAGGCCAUGUCAGGGAUGGAGGGAAGGAAGAAGAUGUUCGAUGCUGCUAAGGGUCCUGCCCAGUGAACCCAGAAGGUGAUGGGCUGGUGUCAUGUGAGCGACAUCACUCCUCCUACAUCUGAAUUGAUUUUGUUUUCCUACGGUCUACUGCAGGUUCUGCAUUUCUAUGUCUGAUGCUGUCAUUCUCGCGUAUGCUCCUGCCAUGGAGGGGAAAAGAUGCCCCCACACUCUCAAAAGAUUUUCUCCACUUGCCUUAAGAACUGAUCUGUUUGCUGUUCGUUGAUAUGACGUUAAAAUGACUUUAUCUACUGUAUGUGCCAUGUGCUAUUAUUUGUAUUAUUCUCUGGAUAGUAUUGUAAUUUAAACAGCAGGCCAAAUGUUACUAAAGCCAAUAAUAAUAUGACCUGGCCAAAUUAAACUGCAUCUUUGAUAUUCUUGCUUGGUGAUAACUGUAAGCAUGGCGUCUGGUUUUGUGAACUGUACCAAAAUGAUUUUUGCAUCAGCUGGAUUUAAAUUAAUUUUGACACAACAAUAAAACACACAAAAUUAA